AACAAAACAAACCUGCAUAGCGCCCUCAAUUGGUAACAACUUUAUCGCCACGAAAUCAGGGGAAAAAUUGUCAACUGAAUUAUGAAGUCUUUGAAGGUUGUUGCGAACAAGCUUGAAAUGUGAUAGUUUGAAGAAGUAUAACAUGACCAGCAAUGGCAGAUAAAAUAGACGACAAAGACAGUGCCUCCACCAAAGAUGCAAUGAUGGAGGAUGAAAGCACUGGCAUUCCUCCCGACAAAAAUGUCAUGGAUGAAGGUGGAGACAAUGCAUCAUCCACGGAAGAAGGAACCAAAGACAGUGCAUCCUCCGAGUUUGAAAGUAAAUCUUCAGGUGAUGCCACCCAAGAUGCAAAAGAAGAAGUAUUGCAAGGUGAACAUCCUCAAUAUGAAGGCAAUGAUGCAGUCGGUGAAUCUUUGGAGGCAAAAGCUGAUAGUUCCUGUUCAGUUAAAAGUUCCCCCUUACAAGAGGAGAUCAGUUCACCAAAGUCACAAGAGGAUUUGUCAGCCAGUGUUGCGGAGGAUGGAGGAUGCAUGUCAGAGAAGGAUGCAGGGAAUGAGGCAGGAGGAGACGCUUCCAUGGUAACAGAAGUAACACCAAUCGAUGAUGCGGGAAACGAGAUGGAAGGAUGCGCUCCAGAUGUACUUAAUAUCGAUCAAGAGGAUGGUACCUCCAACACUUCUUCUGGAGACAUUGAAACCAAAUCAGCUUCUGAUCAUAGGGGAGAAAAGGUGGACUCGGGGAAGGAAGAGGAUUUGGUUGGUGACUCUGGAACAAUUUUAGAAUCAUCCCAAACAGUUGCCGGAAAAGGCAACAUACCUGAGUUACCAGUUGAAGCAGGAAAAACUGAAACAGUCACAAUCAAGGAGCCAAAGGCAGAUGAUGGAGAAGAUGUCUCAAAACAAAACUGCCCAAACAUUGACCAGUCAGAGAUGGAUAGUACAAAAGAAACAGCCAAAGGUGACGGUGGAGAUCUUGAAGCACCAAAAGACAAACCAAACAAAAACAAAGUAGGAGCGACCGAAACAUCCAAACCUGUUAUAGUUUUCCCUAACCCUGAAGCGAAUGCGACCGAGACAGCUCAAGUGGUGACCACACCAAAGAGGGCAUCAAAUCAGUUUGAUACGGCGAAUGCCAACAACAACGCAAAGGGUCAGAGCUCGGGUUCAAAGGGCGAUGACAAAAAACUGGUAGAAAACAAGCGUUCUUCCACGUCUGAUGCGAAGAGUGUCAGUAAGAGCAGCUCCAAAUCGGAUGCAUCCCCGCCUGACACAAGGGAGCGGGCGGGGAAGUCCUACUCCGCACAGAGAUCCGCCAACCGCAGCAGCCGGAAGGGUGGAAUGCCAGAUCCCAAACCCCAGGACAAGCAGAGCACAUCGAAACAGACUGAGGGAGAUCCCAGGGCAGACUCCAGGGGGAGAAACAAGCAGGAGGAGGCUCAGAAAGCCAAGGGAAGGCAGGCCUCCGACCAAGGCAGGGAGAAGACAUCCAGUGGGGGAAACAGACCUAAGGACAAAGACCAAGACAGACCAGGAUACAGAGAGGGCGAGAAGAAAUCUAGUGAUCGACGGAGGGACAGGGAUGCAGCGAAAGACAGGGAUGCGGGGAGAGACAGGGUCGCAGGGAGAGACAAGGAUUCAGCGAGAGGCAGAGAUGCAGCGAGAGACAGGGAUGCAGGGAGAGACAAGGAUUCAGCGAGAGACAGGGAUGCAAGGAGAGACAGGGAUGCAGCCAGAGGCAGAGAUGCAGCGAGAGACAGAGAUGCAGCGAGAGACAGAGAUGCAGCGAGAGACAGAGAUGCAGCGAGAGACAGAGAUGCAGUGAGAGGCAGAGAUGCAGGGAGAGACAAGGAUUCAGCGAGAGACAGGGAUUCAGUGAGAGACAGGGAUUCAGCGAGAGGCAGAGAUGCAGCGAAGGACAGGGAUGCCGGGAGAGAUGGCAGCAAGAGGUCAGGGGAGGCAACCGCGGCGACCAAGAAGCCAGCCAAGACCAAAGAGGAGAUUGAAAGGGAGGAGGCGGCACUUAAGAAGAAGGAGGAGGAGUUAAGAAAGGCGGAGGAAGAGAGGAAAGCCGCUGAGAUGAAGAAACAGGAAGAGGAAGAACAGCGUCUUUUAGAGGAAGAGAACAAAAGACUUGCAGAGGAAGAACAAAAGCAUGCGAUGGAGACAUGGACUGAGGCCAAUGAACGCAAGCAGGCCAAGAUGGAGCUUCGUGCCAAGAACCUCGCUGCCGCAGCUGAACGCCCCGAUGAGGAUUUCUUUGUCAAACUGGACUCCAGCAUGAAAAAGAACACAGCGUUUGUCCGAAAGUUGAAAACGAUGACCGAGCAGCAGCGCGACUCCCUGACCGCUGAGUUCAACGGUCUGAACCUGACCAAGUACGUCGGCGAGGUUGCCACGACGAUCGUGGAGUCCAAAUUCAAGAUGGUCGACAUUGGCUGUGCCGUGCACGUCUGCUCUCUCAUGCACCAGCGUUAUGCGGAGUUCUCGUCCCAGCUGCAGCAGGUCAUACAGAAAUGCCAUCCGGCCCAGGCCAAGAAAGAUGAACAGAAGGAGACCAAGAAAGAAUCGGUUGUGUUUGACAGCAGAAUCAGAGUGGAGUUGAGAUUCCUUGCAGAGUUGAUUGUGGCGGGUGUUUUCACUGAGAAGGAAGGCCUGCCAGCCUUGAACACCCUGCUGUCAUCGGUCCUGAAGGCGGAUAAAGACAACCACACCCACAUCUCCAUCAUCAUCAGUUUCUUGAAGCAUUGUGGGGAGGACUUUGCCGGACUGGUGCCCCGUAGAAAUAGGCUCUUGGCGGAGAAGUUCAACCUGACUCUCCCCUCCAGCGAGAUUUUCCCCGCCCAGCGCAAGAGCGCCUACAAGGCCCUCCUAAAGGACCACUACCUGUCCCUGACCAAACACCUGCUGAAGGAACACAGGGACCUGCAGAAUAUGGAGAAACACAACCGACGUACACUGCAGACCAAAGGAGAGCUUAGUGAAGACAGGAGGAGACGACACGGGGAGAGGCAGUCCUCCUACCAGAAACUGCUAGUCAACACCUCCACCUAUGCAGACCUUAUAGAUGAGGUUGUACCAGAUCUACCAGAAGCUGAAAUUACCCCAGAGGAGCGUGAGAUGAUGGCCCUGGAUUACCUCGGCAGUGAUAAAUCAGGGGCGGAGUUUGACUUUGACACCUCACUGUGGGAGGAUGAAGACACGAGGACCUUCCAUGAGAACCUAAUUGAUCUACGGACCAUGGUGCCUGGCAUUUUGUUUAAAGAUAGUGAGAAGAAAGGGUCCCCUGAUGAAAAACAAGAGGAUCUGGACAAACUGGGUGAAGAUAUUGUAGCUCUGGAGGACACCGAGGGGGCGGAGCUUGUAACUGAAGAGGAGGCGGAAGCAGCUGAGAUGGCCCCUGAGGGGGAGAUAGAGGGCGCCACAGAGGAAGACAUGACAGUGGAGGAUAUUGAGACCACCUCGGUAUCAUCCGAAACGGAACAAGAAGACACUGAAGAAGAGGAGGAAGAGACGGAACAAGUAACCAACAUGAGUAAGAAGAUGCUCCUAGAUGCCUACUUACAACGUCUCCCGCAGUGCGUCAACAGAGACUUCAUUGAUAAGGCUGCAGUGGAGUUCUGCAUGGAUCUGAACACAAAGAUCAACCGACGCAAACUCAUCAAGGCAUUGUUCAGCGUACCCAGAACCAGACUGGACCUACUACCGUUCUACUCCCGACUAGUGGCCACACUGUACCCCUGCAUGCCUGACAUUGGCAUGGAGCUCGUGGAGAAACUCAAGGCUGACUUCCGAUGGCAUGUGAGGAAAAAAGACCAAAUGAUGAUUGAAUCAAAAAUCAAAAGUGUGAGGUUCAUCGGGGAGCUGACUAAAUUCAGGAUGUGCCCCAAAUCGGACACACUGCAGUGUGUGAAGGUGUUGCUGCAAGAUUUCCGGCAUCACAACAUUGACAUGGUGUGUAACCUGCUGGAUAGCUGUGGACGGUUCCUGUACCGAUCAUCGGAUUCACAUCUGCUGACCAAGGCACUUCUGGAGCUGAUGAUGCGUAAGCGGAGCAAACUUCACCUGAUUGAACGACACAGCACCAUGGUGGAGAACUCAUUCUUCUACUGCAACCCUCCAGACGUCAAACAGGCUGAGAAGAAGGAGCGACCAGUGAUGCACCAGUACAUCCGCAAGCUGAUCUACCGAGACCUGUCCAAGACCACCACGGAGAAAGUCUUGAAACAACUCCGGAAAAUGGACUGGAACAAUACAGAGAUCAAGACCUAUAUCACCAAAUGCCUGAGCAAUGUUUGGAACGUCAAGUUCAACAACAUCCACUGUGUGGCCAGUCUGCUGGCCGGUCUGGUACCCUACCAUGACGAUGUGGGCAUACAGGUUGUGGAUGCUGUGUUGGAAGACAUCCGAAUCGGCAUGGAGAUCAACCACGCCAAGUUCAACCAGCGUCGCGUCUCCGUGGUCAAGUUCCUUGGGGAGCUGUACAACUACCGCAUGGUGGAGUCUGCGGUCAUCUUCAAGACGUUGUACUCCAUUAUCCGGUUUGGCAUCACUUUAGAUGGUGCUGAGAACCCCCUAGACCCCCCAGAACACCUGUUCCGUCUGCGGCUGGUCUGCACCCUAUUGGACACCUGUGGCCAGUUCUUUGAUCGGGGUACCAGCAAGAAGAAACUGGACUGCUUUCUGGUAUACUUCCAGCAAUACAUCAUGUACAAGCGAAGCCUACCGAUAUGGAACCCGCUGGUCCAUCCCUUCCCCCUCGACAAUGACAACGCCCUGGCCGACACCUUGGAAACGGUGCGACCUAAACUGAAAAUCUGCGCCACUCUGGAGGAGGCUAACGAGGCUGUGGCGGAGCUGGAGAAGGAACAGGUCCAAAAGCAUGGAGGCAUCAUUCAGAUGGCUUUGGCAUCAGUCAACCCCCAGCCGCCUGGUUCCCAGCAGCUUGGCACCAUCACCGAAGGCGAUGAGACCAGGACCACAGCAGCAGUUGAGUUCACCAGCAUCACAGAGGACGAGGAGUUUUCAGACUCGGACUCGGAAUCAGAAGGCGUGAGUCGUCGGGGAGGUGGAGGGGGCAGGGAGGGACACACCACCAGCAGUCAGAGCCAGGGGCACAGCCAGAAUACUGGCGAUGAAGAGGGGACGGAUGAUCAGAUGGCCCUGGACUCGGCUGGGGAAACUGAAGAAGAUGACACAGUGACCGUUUUGACAGGAGGCCCCAAGCUCAUCAAGUGCGACGAGGACGAUGAUUUCACCUCGGAGUUUGACAAAAUGCUGUCAGAUAGUGUGCAGCAACGCAACGUGGACACUAUCAAAGUGCCCCAGCAGGAUAUAGCCAUCCCUGCCCAAGCCCGGCCCCGCCCCAAGAAGAUGACCUUUGACAUCUUCAGCCCGGACGACGAGGAUGACAACGAGGAGGAGGAGCAGGCAGAAUCGGUCAACUUUGUGCUGAUGAUGCGGCGCGGCAACAAGCAGCACUACCACGAGUUUGAGGUGCCCAAGUCCUCCGAGCUGGCCGCCAACCUCCGGAACAGGGAGAAGCUGGAGCUUGCAGAGAAAAAGCGUCUGAAGGAACUGACACUGAACAUCAACGACAGACAGGAGGAGGAAGACUAUCAAGAAAUGCUGGCACAGUUCCAGAAACCAGCCACUGUCGUGCCGCCCGUAGUGCCCAAGGAACGCAAGCCCAGAUUCCACCAUCCGAAGGGCGCCCCCGACGCCGACCAAAUCUUCAACUCCUCGGGCAAUCGCAAGUGGUGAAACCGACAUCAACUACGCUACGAAUCACCGGAGGUGAUAGGACAGCGAAUGAAGAAGUCCAUGCAGUUGAGGCAAAAGUCGGGCGGAGUUGAUUCGAAGUUGGCCAACCGCAGUUCUGACAACAAAAAAUCUUUGGCGGUGACGCCCUGGCCGGCAGGCAUUUUAGAGUAACAUAAGUGGGAAGGUUUACAAUAUGCUGUUUUUGAAUACAGUUUAAGCUGGAAAUCCACCCAGAGUUCAAGCCUUAAGCUCACGUUCUUGUUGAGCUUGUGUUGGUGUGGCAGCAAAUACUUGUGGUUUUUGUGAUGAAAAUAAGAAAGAAUACUAGAAGGGUUUUUUGGUGCGGAAUCUUGGGUUUGCUGGGUCCUUUGUCUAAAGUAUUAAAUGACGUGUAACGGACGUCAACUGUAAUGCCAAAGUUAGAAGUGGUCCGUUCACAUUAGACUUUAGUGGGAUAAUGAAAAAGAUUGGGAGCUGUAAAGCUCAUCUUGGUUCUAUCAGGAGGGGACCAUCCGUGUAGUCGCUAGAUAACUGCAAGAUAGCUGAAUAAAAAACCCACAAAAGCGUGUCCUUUUUGUCAACAGACAUUUGACAUUGUUCAUUGCAUCUGGUCCGUUGAAGCUGCAAGUUGUUUUGAGCUAGCACCAUAAACGCUUUCGGGCGGAUAUCGACGCUCUAUAUGGCUCUUUUAUUAUUAUUAACAGCUUUUUCCUUGGAAGUGCAAGCAGCUAAUAUCAAACUGGC
This is a messenger RNA of Patiria miniata (bat star), 6503 nucleotides long. It is a transcript of the gene upf2, whose product is annotated as regulator of nonsense transcripts 2-like. Gene Ontology annotation, biological process: nuclear-transcribed mRNA catabolic process, nonsense-mediated decay. Gene Ontology annotation, cellular component: exon-exon junction complex; cytoplasm. NCBI's taxonomy places the organism in Eukaryota, Metazoa, Echinodermata, Asteroidea, Valvatida, Asterinidae. Gene Ontology annotation, molecular function: RNA binding; protein binding. The transcript is spliced from 33 exons. The record is from RefSeq and is a predicted model, not a curated record. The coding region runs from base 153 to 5759 and encodes 1868 amino acids.